Xenia sp. Carnegie-2017 is the source of this 1143-nucleotide messenger RNA. RefSeq names its product thymidine kinase 2, mitochondrial-like. Gene Ontology annotation, cellular component: mitochondrion; cytoplasm. Gene Ontology annotation, molecular function: ATP binding; deoxynucleoside kinase activity. Gene Ontology annotation, biological process: nucleobase-containing compound metabolic process. Lineage: Eukaryota; Metazoa; Cnidaria; Anthozoa; Malacalcyonacea; Xeniidae. The record is from RefSeq and is a predicted model, not a curated record. Bases 193 to 1032 code for a protein of 279 amino acids. The transcript has 9 exons.
UGCUAAGUGAUAAAAUAUUGAUGCUGACUUCUAUUCGGAAUCAGAAACAUCAAUGAGAACAAACCUUCGUUGAUAAUAAAAUCAAGAAAAACCGAAAAUAUAUUUGAAGCAGACUGCAGAUAUUUGCAAACAGACAAAAUAGUCUAAAAUCUAUGGUAAAAAUAAAAAGACAUCAUAAAGCCAGAUGAAAGGAUGGCAGUUCGCUUGGUACAGCAACUUAAGUCGACGUCAAAACAUGCACACAUGCAUUCAAACAAAUGGAAGGGAAUAUUUGCGCCGUAUGAAAUGAUUACAAGAAUCUCUAUGAUAGGCAAUGGAAAAACCAGCGUCACAAAUAAAUGGAUUGAUGAAACAACUGGCAAGAACAUAAAGCCUGUUCGGAUAUCAAUCGAGGGAAAUAUUGGCAGUGGGAAAACAACAUUGCUCGAGUAUUUUAAAAGGCAUUCACAUGUUGAAGUAUUUACAGAACCUGUCAACAAAUGGCAAAAUAUAGGAGAUGGAAAUGCCUUGGGUCUUGUUUAUGAAGAUCCUAGCAGAUGGAGCUUUCUAUUUCAAUCAUAUGUACUUCUAACGAUGCUGGAAGUUCACAAAACAAAACAGGAUCAUCCUGUCACGUUGAUGGAAAGAAGCAUUUACAGUGCAAGCUAUUGUUUUGUUGAAAAUCUUUAUCAGAGUGGAAAGAUGUCUUCAGUUGAAUACAACGUAUAUCAAAAAUGGUUCAAUUACAUUAUGAAGGAGGAUAAGCCGAAACUAGAUUUGAUUGUUUAUCUCAGGACGUCUCCAGAAGAAUGCUAUAAACGCUUAAAAAAGAGGAGAAGAAAGGAAGAAAUCGACAUCCCCAUGAGUCUACUUGAGACAAUUGACCAACAUCACGAAGACUGGUUGAUCAACAAAACAAAAUUCGACAUUCCUGCGCCUGUUUUGGUUCUUGAUGGUAAUAAGGAUCUUAAGGACAUGUUUAAAAUUUAUGAAACUAACACCAACAGCAUCUUACUUGGAAUGGGCGAUGAACCGAUUACAUGUAGAGAUUGAAUCUAAACUAUUACCAUCAGUUGAAACUUUUUAACUUGUAAACAUACCAGACUUUUUGCAAGCAAUUCACCAUUUUUAUUGUAAAUAAACAAAAAAAGUAUUUCGUGUUGA